Messenger RNA from Ilex paraguariensis (yerba mate), 1245 nucleotides. Lineage: Eukaryota; Viridiplantae; Streptophyta; Magnoliopsida; Aquifoliales; Aquifoliaceae. The record is from the annotation of a GenBank genome assembly.
AUGUCUAUCCAAAGUCUUAUAAAAGUACCAACUUCUUAUUCUCAUUUCAAGCAUCAACGCAUCAUCCAUGUUAAGGUUGCUCUCGCAUCCAAAUAUUUCACAACUCCACAACAAUUUCUCAAGUAUCUUGUUGAUUUUAGCUUUACCACAUCACCCAUUAUUCCAACAAUACUAAUCUCAAAUGAUAUUCAAUCCCGUCACCAUUACCAACGUCACCAUAAGCGUCAUUACCAACGUCACCAUAACCGUCACCAUGAUGACAAAAAUACAACAAAAUCUAUAUGUGAUGAUUUUCCUCCUGAUUUUCCCCCUCCAGAUACUAACACGACUUCAUUUAUCUGCGUCGAUUCUAAAGGGUGUUGUAAUUUCACGAGAGUGCAAUCUGCAGUUGAUGCAGUAGGAGUUCUUAGCUCCAACCGAACCAUAAUCUGGAUUAACAGUGGAAUCUACUUUGAGAAAGUCAUUGUUCCAAGAACCAAACCAAACAUCACAUUUCAGGGACAAGGGUAUACUUCAACUGCAAUUGUGUGGAAUGAUACAGCCAACUCUUCAAAUGGCACAUUCAACAGCGGCUCCGUUCAAGUUUUUGCUGCAAACUUUAUUGCUAAGAACAUUAGUUUCAUGAAUGUAGCUCCAAUUCCAAAACCUGGGGAUGUUGGAGCACAAGCCGUGGCAAUCAGAAUAGCAGGAGACCAAUCUGCAUUCUGGGGUUGUGGAUUCUUUGGUGCCCAGGACACUCUUCAUGAUGAUAGGGGUCGCCAUUACUUCAAGGAUUGCUAUAUCCAAGGUUCAAUCGACUUCAUCUUCGGCAAUGGAAGAUCAUUUUAUGAGGACUGCCAGUUGACUUCUAUAUCCAGCCCAGUACCAACAGGAGUGAAGACUAUAAAUGGAGCCAUUACAGCCCACGGCCGAGCUUCCAACGACGAAAACAGUGGCUUUGCAUUUGUCAACUGCACAGUAGGAGGGACAGGAAGAACAUGGCUAGGUCGAGCAUGGAGGCCAUUCUCGAGAGUUGUUUUUGCUUUCACGUCUAUGUCUGAUAUCAUUGCCCCCGAGGGGUGGAACGACUUCAACGACCCCAGUAGAGACCAGACUAUCUUUUAUGGAGAAUACAAGUGCUUAGGUGCCGGAUCUAAUAUGACAAUGCGGGUGGCAUAUGCCCAGAGACUCAAUGACACACAAGCUUCACCCUUUCUUAAUGUAUCAUUCAUUGAUGGUGAUCUGUGGUUGCAAACACAGACAUAG